AUUUGGAUCGGAGCUGACACCGAACGACGCCGUUUAAUUUUCUCAUGAAUUUUCUCUCCGUUGUUCUUCAUCUUCUUAGGUAAAAUCUUACAUUUCUUCAGCGGGGUAACUGUGUAUAACCCAUAGAUUUAAUGCGAUGGAAGAGAAUCAUCGUGGGACUGAUUCCAAGCCUGCAGAAAAGUUCAUUCAGAUUGACUCUAUAUUUAUUGAUCUAUUUAGCAGCUCCGAUGGUGAAAGUGAUGAUCCGAAGUGUGAACGUUUCUCCAUACGUGGUUAUGUAUCUGAUAUGCACAAAAAGGAUUGGAAGAUAUGUUGGCCAUUUUCUGAUUUUGAUGAUGUCCAUAAGUUGGAUAAGCUUAUACUCCGGCUCUCGCCCGUACAUGAUCCGAGUUUUGACUGGCGGGAUGUCAGAAUUCAUCGGGAAGAGAAUUCUAAUAAAGGGGCAGCAGAAGGUUUCGUCUAUGAUAGCUGCCACAACCUCAGAAGCUUCUUGAGUGCUUCUCCAAGAGCUCUAAAACAUGUUGUAAUCAAUGGAAGAACAAUGGUUGAGAAUGCUUCUAAUUUUAGUUGCCAACCGUCAAGUUGUGGUGAGAAGGAAAGGAAACUUGAAGUUGCAGACAACAGUACUGUUGCUCUUAUAUCACAAAGUGAGCCAGGUUGUGCUAGUCAUGAAGUUACUGAUAUUGAGCCUGUUAACAGAAAUCUCAGAGUAACUGAGGAAAGCCCUGCAGAAAAUCUUCUGACCGGGAAACAAACUCCCGCGGAUCAUCUAAAAGAACAGUUAACCCUUCUGGUACUGGAGAAUGACAGUACGGUAGAUGUAGACCGAGCUUAUCAUGUCACUAAAUUUCAAGAAAGUACAGAUAUUUCCAUGGAAUCAAAUGAAAGCACCUUUGAAUCAUCUGAAAGUGCUGACGACACAGUUGGAAGCAGUCUGCAUCAUUGUCAUCUAGAAAAGUUACCCCGUCGAAGAACCCCAAAGAUGCGUCUACUGACUGAAUUGCUAGGAGGACAUGGAAAUAUGAAGAAGGAUAAACAUGUUGAAAGUUCUCCAUCCGUUGGGACUCCCGAGUCAUCCGCAGAGGCAGAUGCAAGGUAUGCUUCCAAAUGUCAGAUAACGUUACAGGAAAAUGUUUGGCAUUCAGGUCGUAAAAAGGAAAGGAGGUUUCCCCGGAACGGAAAGUGCAAGCAUCAAGAGAUCCCCUAUUCUUCCAGUGUGGAUAAACAAAUUCAAACAUGGAGGGAGGAGACAGAAAACUCUGUUUCUAGUUUAGAAACUGAAAAUGCUCUUUCAGGAACAAUACAAACCAAAAAGGGCCUUUGGAGCAGCUACAAAAUGGACGGAAAUAAUACUUUAGCUAAGAAGAAAAGUAAAAAGUUCCCAGUGGUUGAUCCAUACUCAGUGUCCUUACUGCCACCUAAAGGUAAAGAUCAAAAUGAAACUUGGGCGACACCGACAACUAAAUAUAGAAGCGAUAAAGAAGCACUGGAUAGUGCUGCUGUUAUAGCACAUCGCAACGAACUUUCUAGCAGAACUCCACAUCCAAUAUCUUUGAAUGCCAUGGAGUCUAAAUCUAGCACAACUAAGAACCCAAAUUCAAGCAAGGAGCCUAUGAUUGUUGAAGGGUCUGGUACUGUAUUUCCUUGGGAUGGUGGAAUGAUUAAUAAGAGUUCAGUUACACAGAAAGAUAUGCAGACUGUAGCUAACACUUUUCAAUAUGCGAAUUCCCGAAACAAUGAAAGGGAGUUGCAUCUUUCGCCCAAUAACUAUUUCAAUCCACAAAGGGAUCACAAAGGAAUCAGUCGUCGAGGAGAAAAUGAGCUGCCUACUUCACUGCCGGAGCAAGAGGACCCUUCCAGAGUAAUUAAAUUUAGGAGGAAAGAUAUCAAAAGAAAUCAUCUUGGAGACCUAAAUCCUCCUUAUGAAGCUUCAGAUGUUUUCUAUGGACAAGGAGUAUAUAGUGUGCUGAAUAGUAAAAUUGCCAACUUGAGAAUGCCUCUUCCAAGACAAAACGUGGAGCCUGACACAGAUAAUGGUUGGUCGCAGCUGCAGCAAAAGGAUAUAUACAGUGGAAGCAAUAGUAAGAAAACUAUUGAAGCUCAGGAACCUUUGGCUUCAAUGAAAAGACAGAUUAACCAGAGAGUGGAAGCAUCUGAUUCUGGAACUUGCGAUGACAUCCCCAUGGAAAUCGUCGAACUAAUGGCAAAGAAUCAGUAUGAAAGGUGUCUUCAUGAUGCUGAGAAUAAUAAACAUCUUUUGGAAACAAGCAAUUUCUCAAGGACUGGUCAAGUGAAUAAUUAUGGUGAUAUAUACAGAAAUGGGAGAGGAUCAUUACAGAAGUCUGAAAAUCAUAAACAAAAAGCUCAGGCAAGGAAUGGAGGAAACGCUGCAAUUUGUGCAGGAAAAGUUUUGGAAGCCAAGAAACAGAAGCCAGCAGAUUAUUUCUCAAAUAUUGGGGAAUCUCACUUCAAUACAAACCACCUGCAGCAGACUUGUAUGCUCGGGCAUAAUGCUUCGAUUCAUUCUCAAGAGAAACCAUCAAGUGGUAUUCAAUUUUCUUCCAUUGGAUCCAAAAGACAAAGUUCUACUGAGAGUAGAAAAUGUAAUGGAACUAUACUGGAAUCAGUUCCAUAUAACUCCAAAGUACAAUCUUUUGGAGGAUGCAUAGAUUAUCCACCUGUUUCAGAACAGAAUAUGGAAGCACCUCACAGAUGGUCUUCUUCUCCUAUGAUGCCGGAUCAUCUGCCCCAUGGAUACCAGAGAUUUCCAGCUCAGUCGACCGACAGAGAAAAAAUCUCAAGUCCUAGAUCGUUGCCGAUUGGAAAUGCAAUCACGCAGAAUUAUCAUAUUCAUCACCCUACCAACCUAGAAAAGCAUGGUAGGCAUUACAAUUCUGAAGCAUACAGCCAGAAUUUUGCAGAGGGCUCAUUUUGCUGCCAUCCUAAUGUGGUCGAGCUUCAUCAAAAUCUGGUUGGUUCACUGGAGUUGUACUCUAACGAAACAAUACCGGCAAUGCACUUGCUUAGCCUUAUGGAUGCAGGAAUGCAAUCUAAUGCAUCCAUCACUGCAAGUGGCAAGCAUAAGUUCUCCAAGAAACCUCGAAUUCCCCAUCCCCUAAAAGGUAAAGAGUUUUCUGGGAUGGAUAUUCGUUUGGAUGAGACCGUUCAGGCCAUAAACUAUUCUUCAUCUGUUUUUCAUGGUGAAGUUCCAAGUAAAUCUCAUUUCCGUUCUCCCGCUGCUCCAGUAAUUGGUGCAUCUGCUUGUACCUUCCAGGAUAGUAGAGGAUUUGGAAGCAAUACCCAUUUCGCAGGUCAGGCUGUCUUUAAAUCUCGAAACAGAGGGAAAAUAAAAUGCUCAGAUCAAUCCACAUGGAGGAAAGGCCAAAAGCUACCAAAGUCUCUAUUCAGAAGUGGUGGUUUAGGCACAGAUGAUAGAACAUUUCCAGUUAAUGGUAUUCAGAAAGGUGUGGUAUGUGCAUCUAAUUCCGAAGUGCUUGAGUUGGCGCAUCACAUGGAAAGAAACUCUGAGGAAUCCGAAUUGAUAGCCCGAACUAAAACUCUGCAAGACCUGCAAGACCAGAAAAGCACUUUUGAGACUGAAAUAUGUAGUGUCAACAAAAAUCCUGCUGAUUUUAGCUUGCCGGAAGCAGGAAAUAUAUACAUGAUUGGAGCUGAAGACUUCAGUUUUGGACGAGCUCUUCAUUCUAAGAACAGACAGAGCUCUAUGAAUUUCAACGGCUUCAAACGGCAGAGGAGUGUGUGGCAUAAUACCGAAAAACUACAUGGAACGAAUCAGCACAAAUAAUUCUUGUGGAAUCCCUUCCUGGUAAAAUCCUUGGUUAUCACUUGAGAGCGCCAUUUCUUAAUCCGACUAUUUUAAAGGAUCACUUGGAAUCUUAACUGAGUUUCAGACAAGCUUAUCUCCAACUUGAAGCUGCAUACAAAAGCCGUGCUUGGCACGAGAUGGUAUCGGUGCACGGUCUUAAAAAUUUUCUUGUACUACGUCUAUGAAGGAUUCAGGUAAUGCUGUAAAUUGUUGUAUUCCUAAAUAUAUGGCGCCCUGAACACUGCCAUUGUAAGGCUUGCACCAACUUUUUGGUCUGAAUAUCACUGACCAAAAAUUAGAACUGAAGAAAGAAAGAACACUGCUAACUAACUAUCAGUAUAUAAAGGGCAACCUCAAGGAAUUUACUAAUAAUUAGCUGGUUUCUGUUGAAUCCUUCAGUUGUA
Messenger RNA from Momordica charantia (bitter melon), 4230 nucleotides. NCBI's taxonomy places the organism in Eukaryota, Viridiplantae, Streptophyta, Magnoliopsida, Cucurbitales, Cucurbitaceae. The record is from RefSeq and is a predicted model, not a curated record.